CCUGGGAUUUGAACGGUUUAUAACGAAAUCCGAACAGAAGAUGUGAGGAACUGUAUGCCAGGCGAUAAACCCAUGUAACGAGGGAACCAGCCCUGAUGCUAUUCACCCCACAGGUUUUAAUCGCACAGAAUUAUUGGACAGGCAUUUAACCAAGGUACACUUUCAGCCUACGCAGAAAAAUAGCCGCCCAGAAGUCAGAUUAUCGGAAGAGUUACUCACGGCAGAUGAAGCCUGAAAUCCUUUAACCUGCUGCGCGAACAACGCCGAGAAGUCCGUUGCCACUUUUGAUGCUAGGUGUGGUUUUGUCAUAACAAAUGGAACAUAUAUCUUGCUCGGUUUUAUAAUGAUGCCGUUUUAAAAUAUUGUCAUAUCCGUUCCUAAAAGUCAGGCAAGAUGGUUUGGUUUUCACCAGUCUGUUUCCUCUUCCUGUAUUCACUAGGCGACGUUUGCGGGGCGUCCGAGGAGUGGGAUCUGUUAGAGAAGUUAUUGAAUGGUUAUGACACUGCUGUGCGGCCAGUUUCUGAAGUGUCCGACGUGCUCAACUUUACCAUGGACGUCUCCCUCAACCAGGUCAUCGAUGUGGACGAAAGAAACCAAAUAAUAAAGCUGAACAUCUGGAUGAGAUGGUACUGGGUUGACAGCUAUCUAAAGUGGAACUCUUCUGAGUAUGGAGGGAUAAAAGACGUGUAUAUUCAACCCAAACGGAUCUGGAUUCCUGAUGUAACCCUGUAUAACAGUGUCAGUACAACAGAUCACGGAUGGCCUUCGCACUACAACGCAAAAAUUCACUACGACGGAAGUGUGACGUAUCUUUUCCCGGCAUACCUUGAGGCCUCGUGUAAGAUUGACGUCACGCAUUUCCCUUUCGACACACAGAGCUGUGUGCUGACAUUUGGCUCGUGGGCUUACUCCGGUGCCCAACUGGAUAUGUAUCCAUACGCGCCUUUGGGAAACUGGGAAAACUUUGUGGAAAAUGGGGAAUGGGAAUUACUAAGCAUCCCAAGCAGGAGAAAUGUGAAAUAUUACCCAUGCUGCCCAGAGCCGUUUCCGGAUGUGAAGUUUACAAUUGUACUAAAGCGACUUCCGCUGUAUCAUGUGUACAACUUGCUCAUGCCGUGUAUUCUCAUCACGUGCAUCAAUCUGUUCACUUUUCUACUUCCGGUGGAGUCUGGAGAGAAGAUUUCUCUGAAUGUAACUGUUCUGCUAACAAUGGUUGUGUUCCUGCUGAUCGUCGCUGAGAUCAUGCCGCCCCAGUCAGAGGUCAUUCCUAUCAUAGGCAUGUAUUUUGGGGUAUGUAUCGUUCUCCUCAGCCUCGGUACUCUGGCCAGCGUGUUUGUGAUCCAUCUCCACUUCCGGGGGUCACGUGGUCGCCUCGUGCCCUCAUGGCUCAAGUGUAUCUUCCGAUGGCUAGGAUUUAUCACGUGUUACAGAGAGACGCUGGCGGUGGCAAAUUUCCGGCCAGAUAGCAAGAGUGGUGACUGCCAUACCGUCAAACCCCAAACCUAUGAAUUCAAAGACCCCGGCAUGAAAGCAGGAAAAGGCGAAAUGAAUGGACAUUACGUACCGGAAGUGGAAAUACAGGCCCCUGGCGACAAAAGGGAGGCAACUGCCGAAAAGGAGUGGGUAACCGUGGCGCUAAUCCUGGAUCGUGUGUUCUUCUUUCUGUUUCUUAUCAGCACGGGAACAAUUACAGGAUAUGUGCUAUCGUAUUUAUAAUUGAUUUGUCAUGCGCAUGCGUGGAUUCGUGAAUGGCACUUUGACGAUGUAUUUGACACCCGUUAUAGGACGGAAGUUUUCCUGUUAAAUCAAUCGUAAGUUCAUUGAUUUCUCAAUCGUUCCGAUUUGGAAAGUACUUUUCGUGACAUAAGGUGACAUUUUAUGUUGUGAUUCUUUGUUUACAAUUGCCAAGAAAAAGAUACCGCUGCACGACUGAAGAGACUUGGGUUAGGCUUGGGAAUUCAGGUACGUUUUCAAAAAACCGACCAGAUGCAACCAACGUGUAAAACAACAUGGCUUACGAGUCAUGAAAUUCAAGAAUCCAGUAUGAGAAUGAAAUGACAUUUAGUGGAGAGGAUACCAUUCCAAAUGUUUGAAAUUUAAAAAAAAAGAGUUUGGCCACAUCAUGUUUUUGCACAUGAUCGGAAUUUUCUUCGCUUCAGAGCGUGUUAUGAAGCAUUCUAUCUGUUGUUGCCAAUUGUUGUGCGUGUUUGUUGUCGUGCGUGCGUUGUUAAACUUACAAGUGAGAGUCAUCCUUUUUUGUAAGUCUAAGUAUAUCCAUUUGAGCUUUCCGUGAACACAAUAUGAUGGCUGUUUUCUCCUUAUAAGUAAAUCGCUGAAAUAUAUGUCUGAAAGGAUUUAUUGAGGAAGCUGAGUUGACAAUUUUGUUGCUAGACACACUGUGGUGAAGAGUCAGUAAGAGACCGGCGAUACAAGGGAUCCACCUCACAGUAAAACGUUGUUUUCUGCUGUCACUCUGAAGUGCUUGUGUAUUACAUACGUGUUUUAUGAGCAUACACGCACCGAAAGGCGUGGAGUACUACUGGCAAAUUGGGACGUAUUACCAGAAGAUUGUGACGUAAUACCUGGAAAGUGUGACGCACUACCGGAAAGAACAAAGCGGUACAUGAUUGUGGAUGGCUUUUUUUAAUGGUGGGGAAGAGUUUUAUGGCAAAUUUUGGGCCUGAGGCCACUUGUGGCGAAUUCUUUUCCUGCCUUCCGCAAAGUACAAUUCAAUGUACAAUGAAGAUGUUUCUUGCUUUUAUGUAGUUUUGCUCUACAAGGUGUCCAUUCUGAAACGGCGAAUUUCAGAAUUCAGUGACGUUAUAAGUUUUUUUGUAAAACUUUUCCAACAGACUACUGAUGACUCAGUAGCUUGAAAUUAUUCAUAUAUGUCGAGAAAUUAAAAUUUCUGUGUUUUUACGUGUUCAUGAAUGGCGUUGUGUCCUUCGGUUAUCAGUGGUUGUGUGAACUGAUAUGCCGGCAAUUUACAGCGACCAAGCAAUUGAUAGAACUUCUAAUGAGCUGAUGUCAUUGCAUGCUUGUAUCUAAUAUAUACACCUGAUUUCAAGAUACUUUAGCACUGUUAUAUCAAUACUAUAUCAUCUGACUCCACCUUUCGAUUUUACCUUCCAGGAAUUUGUUUAUGGCAUAUUUGUGUUCUAAAAACUGGACCAAACUGUGACUGUGCAUUGCAAUUAAAGACCCUGAAAAACUCAUUAUGUAAACUUUGAAAUACGUGUCAUUAAUGAGUCUAGUUGAUCUUUUAGCAAUGCUUCCUUCAUCAUUCCA
Liolophura sinensis is the source of this 3288-nucleotide messenger RNA. RefSeq names its product neuronal acetylcholine receptor subunit alpha-10-like. Gene Ontology annotation, cellular component: postsynaptic membrane. The record is from RefSeq and is a predicted model, not a curated record. The transcript has 7 exons. Gene Ontology annotation, biological process: monoatomic ion transmembrane transport. Gene Ontology annotation, molecular function: acetylcholine-gated monoatomic cation-selective channel activity; transmembrane signaling receptor activity. Bases 394 to 1716 code for a protein of 440 amino acids. NCBI's taxonomy places the organism in Eukaryota, Metazoa, Mollusca, Polyplacophora, Chitonida, Chitonidae.